GUAUAUCGAGCACAUCCACCGUGCGAGUGCGUGAAAAUACGAGAAAGAGAGAGAAAUAGUAAAACCCAUCGCGCUGGCCGUGGAUCGCGUGCAGCGUGUCACUCGAUAGUUGCUGCUAAUAAAGACUCCGAGCGACGUCGUGUACGCAGGUGUUGUUGUUUCUACUGCUGCUGCUACUGCUGCUGCUGACGUUCAACUGCAACGACUGCUAAAUACACGACUUAUAUACACACGACGACAACAACGAACGAAACUGAUAUCUCGUCAAGAUAGACAGUGAGACUCGAUCGAACGCUAAAGUCGACGGCGAAUCAUCAUCAUGCUGAGAACGACGACGACGAGCCUACGCCACGAGCUGGCCAAAGCCACCAGCUUACGCGCCACGACGACGACGUCCUGCAGCGUCAGGAGCAACGUCGUCAGGUGCCUCGGCACCCAGUGUCUGCACAGGAGGCAACAGCCAAGGCCAACCAUUCACAAAAGUUCAAGGUUAGCUGUACAGCCAUGGCAACAAAGUAUAAGAUAUUACGCCGAUUAUCCAGACCAUAUAAAGGUUCCACUACCUGCUCUUUCACCCACCAUGGAAACUGGAACAAUCAUUUCAUGGCAAAAAAAAGAAGGAGAAAAAUUAAACGAGGGUGAUUUACUGGCUGAAAUUGAAACAGAUAAAGCUACAAUGGGUUUUGAAACACCAGAAGAAGGUUAUUUAGCUAAAAUUUUAGUCCCAGCUGGUGAAAAAAAUAUUACAAUUGGACGUCUAGUCUGCAUUAUUGUUCCGGAUGAAGCAAGUGUUGCAGCAUUUAAAGACUUUAAAGAUGAUGGUUCAGUUGCUUCAGCGGCCGCUGCACCUUCACCUCCUCCACCUGCAGCAGCUGCUCCUCCUCCUCCACCUCCUCCUCAACCUGUUUCUACACCAGCUGCUCCGAUAUCAGUUGGAAGUGGUGAUAGAAUAAGAGCUACACCUCUUGCCAAGAAAUUAGCUGCUGAACAAGGGCUUAAUUUGCAGGGUCUUGUUGGUACUGGUUUAUUUUCUGCAAUAACAUCACAAGAUCUUGCUGGUGCACCUGCAAGUGCUGCAAGUGCUGGAGUAUCAUCGAGCUUUGGUGCAGGAGCUGCUGGAGGUCAUGACGUACCAAUUUCCAAUAUUCGAGGAGUUAUUGCUAAACGUUUACUCGAGAGCAAGCAAAUGAUACCUCAUUAUUAUUUGACAAUUGAAGUUAAGAUGGAUGAAGCUCUAGCUAUGAGGCAGCAGUUCAAUAAACUACUGGAAAAAGAAAAAAUUAAAUUAAGUGUUAAUGACCUUAUUAUUAAGGGAAUGGCCAUGGCAUGUAAAAAAGUGCCAGAAGGCAAUAGUGCUUGGCUUGGAGAUAAAAUAAGACAGUAUGAUCAUGUUGAUGUAAGUGUAGCAGUUAGUACAGAAAAUGGUCUGAUCACACCUAUUGUUUUUGGAGCAGAUGUUAAAGGUAUAGCCCAAAUCAGUAAUGACGUGAAAGCUUUGGCUGCCAAAGCUAGAGAAGGAAAACUUCAGCCUCAAGAAUUUCAAGGCGGCACUAUUACCGUUUCAAACCUUGGAAUGUUUGGAAUUAAAAAUUUCUCAGCCAUCAUCAAUCCACCACAAUCUAUCAUUCUUGCAAUAGGAACAACAGAGACAAGGCUUGUACCGGCAGACAACGAGAAAGGUUUUACCACUGCCCAAUACAUGACAGUAACUGCCAGCUGCGAUCAUCGCACAGUGGAUGGAGCUGUUGGAGCUCAAUGGCUUACUGCAUUCAAAAACUUUAUGGAAAGACCAACAACAAUGCUCCUCUAGUAAAUUAAAAUUUUAUUUGUGAAAAUGAAUAUUUAAUGAGAAAUUAAGUACGAAAUUAUUGAAAAUUUUAUUUGUAGAUAAAUUACAUAAUUGAAGGGGACAAAUUUAGUGGUUACCAAAAUGCUAUUUGAAGUGCAUUGAAUAUCUGUUAAGUGCUUCUUUGCAUAUCGUUAUUUUGUCACGCAAUAAGACAAAAAUUCUUAUUGAUUAGUCCAAAAGUCAUUUUUCUCAAUUUUUAUAAUGGCAUUAUUUGAUAAGAGCCAUUAAAUAAUUGAAGAUUUUAUUGACGCUAUGUAAAUACACAAAGAAUUUAAAUAAAACAUUCAGACGUA
Messenger RNA from Trichogramma pretiosum, 2142 nucleotides. RefSeq names its product dihydrolipoyllysine-residue acetyltransferase component of pyruvate dehydrogenase complex, mitochondrial (gene muc). Gene Ontology annotation, cellular component: pyruvate dehydrogenase complex. The transcript has 6 exons. The coding region runs from base 320 to 1810 and encodes 496 amino acids. Gene Ontology annotation, biological process: pyruvate decarboxylation to acetyl-CoA. Gene Ontology annotation, molecular function: dihydrolipoyllysine-residue acetyltransferase activity. The record is from RefSeq and is a predicted model, not a curated record. Lineage: Eukaryota; Metazoa; Arthropoda; Insecta; Hymenoptera; Trichogrammatidae.